This is a messenger RNA of Centropristis striata (black sea bass), 2614 nucleotides long. It is a transcript of the gene arl8, whose product is annotated as ADP-ribosylation factor-like 8. Lineage: Eukaryota; Metazoa; Chordata; Actinopteri; Perciformes; Serranidae. Gene Ontology annotation, molecular function: GTP binding; GTPase activity. Gene Ontology annotation, cellular component: cytoplasm; trans-Golgi network. Bases 334 to 873 code for a protein of 179 amino acids. The transcript is spliced from 6 exons. Gene Ontology annotation, biological process: vesicle-mediated transport; protein localization to Golgi membrane; intracellular protein transport. The record is from RefSeq and is a predicted model, not a curated record.
CGGGCAGAAGAAGCCGUGCGGGCAGAGCAGAGUCAACACAGUGCUGCACUUAUCACCCUGUGUUUAUGCGGUUUGCGGAGGCUUUGUCGUCAACCCGAGCCGCUUGGUAAUGAGUCAUCACAUCUAUGUCACCUUAAACCGUUUUAUCCCUGCGUUAGCUGCGUUUUAGUUGUAACCGGAGCGCAUGGAGUCGGCGUUGAAAAGGUCGGUGAGGUGUUCUGCGGAUAAGAGAUCAUCCAGCUCAUGUUAGCUAGCCGCGGACUGUACGCUGUGGACUUGAGAGUGGAGAAGCUCGCUGCCCACUCGACACACGGACGGACAUCUACCUAAACAAUGGGCCUCAUAUUCGCCAAACUGUGGAGCUUCUUCUGCAACCAAGAGCACAAGGUGAUAAUUGUCGGACUAGAUAAUGCAGGGAAAACCACCAUCCUCUACCAGUUUCUGAUGAACGAGGUCGUCCACACGUCACCCACCAUCGGCAGCAACGUGGAGGAAAUAGUGGUGAAGAACACUCACUUUCUGAUGUGGGACAUAGGAGGGCAGGAGUCUCUCCGGUCCUCCUGGAACACCUACUACUCCAAUACAGAGUUCAUCAUUCUGGUGGUGGACAGCACAGACAGAGAGCGGCUGGCCAUCUCUAAAGAGGAGCUCUACAGGAUGCUGGCUCAUGAAGACCUGCGGAAAGCAGCUGUGUUGAUAUUUGCCAAUAAGCAGGAUAUGAAGGACUGUAUGUCUGCAGCGGAGAUCUCCAAAUACCUCACCCUGAGCUCCAUCAAAGACCACCCCUGGCACAUACAGUCCUGCUGUGCACUUACUGGAGAGGGUUUAUGUCAAGGCCUUGAGUGGAUGACCUCGAGGGCUGGACUCAGAUAGCCCCUCCUUCCACCGUCGAUGGCCUGACUACCUGCACCACCCACACGGUGGCAACUACAGCUUCUCCUUACUGGCUUAUUACUUUUUAUUUUUAUUUUUAAAUGACCAACUUGGACUUUGACCUCUGGAGACGGAGCAGCUUCGACACCUUCCACAUCUUAAGGGUUAUAGUGGAACCUGGUGUUUCUCCUAGUCGAUUUAAAAACCAGAACUGAUGAACUGAACUGGUUAUCUGGAACGAAAAGUCACUUUUACAGUAAAGGAAAAGCAUUUCAUUAAGUUAAGAGUGUGUCCAAGUGCAAAGCAGGGCUGUACUGGACAUCAUUUACACUACAUACAUAUCAUGUUACGUCACACCAUAUCAUUAAGAGAAUGCCAUAAACAUCACGUUGGUGCAGCUCUAUUAUUAUAAUUAGUUUGUUCAUGUUCAGGACAAACAAAGGGAUUACAAGCAGUAUUGUAAAACCAGUUUUGGUGGCACGAGGGAGUUUUUCAGAAUAAUGUUCUCAAUUUUUUUUCCAUUAUUGUUCUUAGCACAGCCAUUAAUAUCUGUUACACAUGGUUUCAGUUUCAUAAGCUACAAUGUUGAAGGUUAUUCUCACAAUAGAUUUUAUUGGUGAUGUAUUGAAAUGUGGUCAAGUAUGGAUCUCCCUUCUUUAAUAACAUGAGCCUGUACUUGUACGUUAUCGAGCCAAAAUGGUUGAGAGUGUUGGCAUGCAAAUAUUUUUUUCUUCAGCCAAUUAUUUCAUUUUUGCAAAGCAUUAAGUGGCUGAAACAUAAUUUCCAGUGCAAGUAUAACGCUCAGUUUUAAUAACAGUAUUUUAAAUUUAAACACUUUGUUGUGUCAAUGAUGCAUUAUGAUUUUUAUUUAAUUUUAUUCAUUUUAUUUUUGCUUUUAUAGGGAGUGCAGGUGUGCUUGUGGCGAGUUAGCAUCUCGACCUGUUUUGUAUUAACAGAUGAUCAUUGGUGCUCUGCAGGUGUGUGUGUGUGUGUGUGUGUGAGACUGAUCCACUGCAUUAUAAACAUUUCAUUCAUUUUCUGCAGCCAUUUUGGCGCAUAUUUCACUUUAAACAUUUUGUACUUUUUAAACAAAGGGAUCAGAAUAAGCCUCCCAUCAAACAGGUGCCACACAAUUACGGGGAAGUUGUUACUCGUCAACCAUUCUGGACUUUGACGGUUCAGUGGUUUAGUAGCAUUGAGAUGAUUUUAACUUAAUAUUUUGGCCAUCAUAUAGGUAAAAUACUUGAUCCUCAGCCUUAACCAUGUUGUUGUGAGUGUCUGGAGGACCAUAUGUGUAUGAAUCUGACAGUGUGCCCAUGAUAUUUUUUCCCUUGUUUCCCUCUUUGGCGCAGUAAAAGAAUCCCUUGAACAGAUCUAUGCACGCGUCACUUUGAAACCAUGUGUACCUUUUGCAAGUUCCACAGUGGCCAAAAAGGAGGAGGUGCACAAGUUUCAUUGAGUCUGAUUUAAAACUGUGAUGAAGAACUGGUGUCCAUCUUGAUGAGGGGGUGCCUCUGGGUCUCUACAGUCUAGUUUGUUUUGGGACAAGGUAUUUUUACACAAAGAGGAAAAAGGGUGAAACGUGCAGCCCUGAGACUCUGCAGAAUUAAGGUUUACAGCUUUUGCCUUGAUCUCACACAACAAGGGAACUGAUUUAUACCAUCACUGUGGUGGUGUCCAGUCUGGGUCAUGUACUGUAUUUCAGUUUUGUUUUAAAUAAAAGUUUGUUUUGAACUUUGAA